CGGGCAGAGAGGCGGAGCUGAAACGUAAGACAGGAGAAGAAGAAGAAGAAGAAGAAGUAGAAGAAGAAGAAGAAGAAGAAGAAGAAGAAGAAGAAGAAGAAGAAGAAGUCGUCGUAGUCGUCGUCUCUGGCGACGGGUAGAGCCAACUGAUGGCAGCAUCGUAACAAACAACAGAAAGGCGAACAUCUGCAGACACUUGCUGGUUUGUGUCUUGUCCUCCACACAGAGAGAUGCUGACUUCAUCUUACCAGUGACCAAAGCUAGCCACCUCCACGCCAGCAGAGACAGGACAACGAGGAUCACACAGAUCAGAACCGGUCAUGGCUGCCAGACAACAAAAACCUGCAGCCGCUUCAGACGGCUCAGCACCAGCAGCAGAGUCCAAAAGGACAGACAUCAGGGCCAAUGAGAAGAAGUGCUCUUGGGCCUCCUACAUGACAUAUUCUCCAACCGUGAUCGUGAUGAUCGGACUGCCUGCCAGGGGGAAAACCUACAUGUCCAAGAAGCUGACACGCUACCUCAACUGGAUUGGAGUGCCAACUAAGGUAUUUAACCUUGGAGUGUACAGAAGAGAAGCAGUGCAGUCAUACAAGUCCUAUGACUUCUUCAGACAUGACAAUAAAGAAGCAAUGAAAAUUAGAAAACAGUGUGCCUUGGUGGCACUGGAGGAUGUCAAGGCCUAUCUGAAUGAGGAGGGAGGCCAGAUCGCUGUUUUUGAUGCCACCAACACCACCAGAGAGAGGCGGGAACUCAUCCUUAAUUUUGCAAAGGAUAAUGCAUACAAGGUGUUUUUUGUAGAAUCAAUAUGUGACGAUCCAGAUGUCAUCGCUACAAAUAUCCUGGAUGUGAAGGUGUCCAGCCCAGAUUACCCUGAGAGGGACAGAGAAAGUGUCAUGGAGGAUUUCCUGAAGAGAAUAGAGUGUUAUAAAGUGACGUACCAACCUUUAGAUCCGGACGAACACGACAAGAACCUCUCCUUCAUCCAGGUCAUCAAUGUCGGCCGUCGUUUCUUGGUCAACAGGGUGCAGGACUACAUCCAAAGUAAAAUCGUGUACUACCUCAUGAACAUCCACGUACACUCCCACUCCAUCUACCUCUGCCGGCACGGAGAGAGCCAACACAAUGAGGAGGCACGCAUCGGAGGGGACUCUGAACUGUCAAAGAGAGGGAGACAGUUUGCAGCAGCACUGAAGGUUUUUGUGGAAGAGCAUCGUCUGUCAGACCUGAAAGUUUGGACCAGCCAGCUGAGACGCACGAUUCAGACAGCGGAGGAGCUGGGAGUUCCCUACGAGCAGUGGAAGAUCCUUAAUGAAAUAGAUGCUGGAGUGUGUGAAGAGAUGACUUAUAAGUUGAUUGAGGAAACAUACCCAGAGGAGUUUGCCAUGAGGGACCAGGACAAGUACCAUUACCGCUACCCUGGAGGAGAGUCCUACCAGGACCUGGUUCAGCGGCUGGAGCCAGUUAUCAUGGAGCUGGAGCGACAGGGCAACGUGCUGGUCAUCUGUCAUCAGGCCGUCAUGCGCUGCUUGCUAGCAUAUUUCCUGGACAAGAGCGCAGAUGAUCUACCGUACUUAAAGUGUCCCCUGCACACUGUCCUAAAACUGACCCCUGUGGCUUAUGGUUGCAAAGUUGACAUGUUUGACUUGAAGGUGGAGGCUGUCAACACUCACAGGGACAGACCAUUAAAUAAAGUCAAAGCAGAUACCGUGCCACCGGGUUUCCACCGUCGAAACAGCUUCACCCCUCUGUCAAGCCAAGACCAGAUAAAACGACCUCGUCUUUACAGCGUGGAUAACUCUCUGCAUGUCCGCAUUUCCCAUGCACCCACUUUACCCAGUAUGCUGUUCUCUGAGGCAUCCGAGGGGGCAGAGCUGCUGCAAAGUGAGGUCAGUGCUGACACGAUUAACGGUUUCACUGCUGCAGACACGCAGGACUGUGAGAGUUGAAGAGGCGUUCCUCCACAUGGAUGUAUCACCAGUUCUGAGGACCAGCAGUAAAAUCCAAACCAGCUUCAGCCAGUACAAAUACAUUCACAAGCACUGUAUUACACAGCAUUUCUGUUUAGCCCGGUGUGUUAUCUCUUUAGUAUUUAGUGUGUGCACAUACAUACAUACAUACAUACAUACAUGAUCUCAAUGCCUUUGCACAAUAGCCUUCAUAUCUAGGCUGUGUUACACCCCAGAUAUCUGUUGUAAAAAGAUCUGUAAGUAAAGAAAACCCAUCCAUUAGCUCCAGGCACACUCCACAAACUGUAGUCUACAGUCAUAUGAUGCUGUAUUAUUAUAUGUUAUGUAGAACAUAUUGAUUGUAAAUUGUAUACCUCAUUGGAAGAUCAUGCCUUCAAUUUAAGUUUAAGACUUUGCCUCUCUUGAAGGACGCCAUGCAUAGCCUUUGUCUGAACCCAUGUGCUCUCUUAAAGUUACCUUUUUAAACAUUCCCAGGUUAUCUAUCGCCUUUCUCAGGUUGUCUGAGAUGUAGACGUAGUAGUCAUUUUAUUUUGAAGGAUGAUUUAAAGCCUAUUAAAGUGCCGCUUAGCUCACAGCGGGCAGACACAAGCUGUAGAAAAAGUAAAUGUUUCGUCUAGCCCUAUAAGAAGUGCAGCAGUCACUUUUUGCCUUCUACUCAAACAGCUGCCUACUGUGAUUAUCUAACAUGGAUCUGAUUUGAACUCCACAAAAGUGAUGCAAAUAUUUCAAGCGCUGCUCAAGUGUGCAACAGCAGUGGAUAUUUUGUUUUAAUAUGAGUGUUAUUGUAUUGAAUCUGACCAGGAUUUUUUGUUUGUUUAUAAGGAAAGGCGAAUCACUGUACAUCUGAACAAAGAUACGCAUGCACAAGAGCUACGUAGUUUUUCAUCAUUCUCAUGACUUUGAUUUUAAUGGCUGGUAUAAAUAAUUUGUUUUAAAAAAAAAGUGCCUUUAUUUAAAGGACUACAAUGCUGUGACAAUAGUAAUCAAGAUUAUGUAAAAAUAUUUUAGCAUAUACUGUAUAUGAUAUGCAAAUGUAUGUUUCACCUUAAAGGUCCAGUGUGUAGGAUUUAGUGGUAUCUAGUGGUGUAGCUG
This is a messenger RNA of Larimichthys crocea (large yellow croaker), 3059 nucleotides long. Its product is annotated as 6-phosphofructo-2-kinase/fructose-2,6-bisphosphatase 2. Bases 321 to 1946 code for a protein of 541 amino acids. The transcript has 17 exons. NCBI's taxonomy places the organism in Eukaryota, Metazoa, Chordata, Actinopteri, Sciaenidae. Gene Ontology annotation, cellular component: cytosol. Gene Ontology annotation, biological process: fructose 2,6-bisphosphate metabolic process; fructose metabolic process. Gene Ontology annotation, molecular function: 6-phosphofructo-2-kinase activity; ATP binding; fructose-2,6-bisphosphate 2-phosphatase activity. The record is from RefSeq and is a predicted model, not a curated record.